AUGUCUCAGUUGCCUCAGCUGGUCUCGAAUUGGUUAUUCAACGUUAUACAGCCUCUGUAUAUCCACAAGCAACUAGUCUAUGCUCAUGUAUACCAAAUUCUCAGCUUGCACCUAAAAAAGAAUUUGGACUUUCGGAUCAGAACCAAGGUUUAUACAGAUGAGGAAACCGGCAAGUCGGAGCUAUUGAUCAACUUGUUUGGCACUAUAAACAUUAGCGACCAAAUUGGCGUCCCGGUGGAGAUAUGGGUGCCUCUUGCUUAUCCAAGGCGAAGCUUUGAAGACCAAGGGGUUCCUAUCGUCUACAUUGUACCGGACCACUCAAAGAACUGGUUCUUGAAAGCGGGCAACUUUGUCGACUCCCAGGGUAAAUUUUACCACCCGUAUCUUUCUAGUUGGCACAGGCAAAGUGACGAGGACAUGGAUCCUUCUUUUAAUUUGGUGAAAUUGGUUGAUGUUCUCUUCCACAGUGUCGUCGCUGAGCCACCGAUAACGAUCCAGCACACGGUUGCACCUCCCAAGCCAGCCAAAAUCGAGCAAACUCACUCGGCGUCGGCAACUUCUAGUGUGGGAGUAACGCCUCAAAGCACGGGUAGCACCAGCGGUCCUCCGUUGCCGGCCAAGCCACCAAAGAUCAAGUCACCCGUUCAGAGCAGCACGUCCCCCACGAUUCCAUUGAAGUACCAAAGUCCGUUACCGAUCCCAAAUCCUGAAAUCAGGCUGCCUCCACCACCCCUGGUUUAUUCUCAACUCGAACAACUUGCAAUUUCUACUCCACCGCCGCCGCCGCCGACACAAUCACAAUCGCAAUCACAACCACCAGCACAACCACCAGUACAACCACCGCAGCCUGCACCACUACCGCCGGUCGACUUGGUCGAUAGUGAAGCGCAAUUUGCAACAGUUGACCAAGAUCGGGUUCGCGCUUUGGAAACUUUAUCUCUCAAGAUAAACGAGUGUUUUGAUGCGGACCCCAUACAUCAACAAGUCAUAUUUGCAAACGAAAACACGCAAAGGGUGAACGCGUUGUACAACCAACUAAGUCAUCAUUACCUCCAGGCUGCCGAGAAUUCAAACAAGUUGGACGAACAUAUACUGCACAUUUCCACCCAAGUACAAAGCAUAUCGAGUCUAAACCGAGAGUUGAACGCAUUAAGCGAGCGUAAUAGCCAGUCCGAAACCAAAAUUGCAGUGAGCUCUGCAUGCGAAGUCGAAUUAAACGAGCUCAUACUUCCAGACUCGCUACUAGUCAAGCAGUUGUAUGACGUUGUGCUGGAGAUCAAGGCCAUCAAAGAUACAAUGAGCCUCAUCUCGGGCCAUUUCCACAAUUGCAGCGAGAUUAUCAACGACAAAAACAUGGACUACUGCGUGAAAACCAUGCGAAGCUUAGGCAGAGAGUUGUUCUGGUUAGAGUUGACCAAGAACGAGAUUGCAAAUAUAAUGAAGUUGCAAACAUGA
Molecule: messenger RNA, 1455 nt
Organism: Lodderomyces beijingensis
Lineage: Eukaryota; Fungi; Ascomycota; Pichiomycetes; Serinales; Debaryomycetaceae
Source: the annotation of a GenBank genome assembly